AAAAACGAGCAAUAUUGUUUUGUUCUAGCGUGAUAAUGUGAUAAAAUAACUAUGGGUUCUGAGUAAUCUAGUUUUAAUAAAAAACCAGGGGACCCCCAAGCUCUUUAUUUUAGAUCUAUGAGCGGUGCCUUAGGGCUAAUGAGGGGUCCGUAACCGCCCCAGCCCCCCCUCCCUCAAUUAGAUCCCUGAUCUGAUCGAUAUUAAUAUCAAGAAACAACGGAAAGCACUAUUUAUAUUGUUAUAAACAAAGCGCUGUCACUUUAAAUUUAUCUGCAGCGCGAGCAACUGUACUGAAGUUCUACUCUAUGACAUCACGGCGUUAUCAGUCGCGCGAUCUCAGUCAGUUUAGCAGCUUUGCGUUUCUCGUUGUUUCUGAACAAUCCGACUGAGAGUCGAUUAAUAUCCGAGAAUAUUUUGUCCAAACUGUGUGAUCUCUGAUCUGCGGGAUCUCUGAUCGGCAUUAAGCGAGAUUUUAACUCAGAUUUUCGACGAAACAGAGUGUAAAGCACCAACGGGCGAUUUUAUUUUGCAGAAAAAAUGCCCCAUUACAAGCGAGUACAUUACCCGGAGUCCAUAGAGCUCCUCCCCUUCUUAACCAUCACAGGAAUAGAGACCCCACAUCCCCCACCUGAAAGGAGCUCCAACAUAAAACCUGAGAGCCCUGGAGACGUCUCCGGCAACUCAAGAGCUUAUUGGAGAAUAGAGUCCACAUGUCCCUCCAUAGACUUCAAAGGUGCUGGUGUGUUCUCUCCACACCCCCCGCCUGACAUGAGGUCCCAUACAAAACCUGUGAGUCGUAGAGCACCUUCCGGCGUCUCAGUGGAUUGUGGGAACGUUACUGUUGGGAAACAAUCAAAACACCUCCCUCCCUUAAACCAAAGAGGUGUUGGUGUAUCGCGGCCACAUCCACCUGACAGAAGCUCUGUGUGGGAUCCCCACGGCCACAUAACCAUCCUCAACGUCUUGAAGGAUUAUGGGGACAUUACUGGCUCGCAGCGUGUUGGACAUCCCCCUCCUGUAAAGUACACAGGUGCAGGUGUGCAGCGCCCAGAGUUACAUAAAAGAUGUAAAGUUAUUCCUGCCAUUACAAAGGCAUGUCAGAACAUUCCUGCACUGCAGCAACCCAAGGACCUCCCCCCCAUAAACAUCAUAGGUGUUGGUCUACAUUCACCACAUCCACCAUCUGAUUUAACCCCUCAAAUUAAACCCGAGGGCCACGACGUUCUUCCCUCAACCUCAGAGAAGCAGGAAUGCGGGAACAUUAAGCGGUCACAGAAGUCUAAACUUCCUCUCAUAAACACCAGAGGCGUUGGUGCAUUGCGGCCACAUCCACCUGACAGAAGCUCAGUGAUGGAUCACGAGAGCCGCAAAACUGUCCUAGACCUCUUGAGGGAUUAUGAGAACAUUACUGGCUCCCAGCAGGCUGCACAGCUCUCUCCCUUAAACUACAAAGGUGCAGGUGUGCAGCACCCAGAGUUACAUAAAAGAUGUAAAGUUCUUCCUGCCAUUACAAAGGCAUGUCAGAACAUUACUGGUCCGCAGCAAUAUGAGGACAUCUCCCUCUUACAUGUCAGAGGUGUUGGUCUACAUACACCACAUCCACCAUCUGACUUUACCCCUCAAAUUAAACCCGAGGGCCACAACGUUCUUCCCUCAACCUCAGAGAAGAAGGAAUGUGGGAACUUUAAGCGUUCCCAGAAGUGUAAACUUCCUUCCACAAACCUCACAGGAAUGAGGGCGGAGCCACCACAGAAGAGAAUACAGCUGUGGGAACCAAGUGAUAGACCUUUUGCUUUCGUCUGUAAAAGAAUAUUAGAAGAUGCGAAGAUUGACCGUGAAUAUCAAAACAGCCUUUCUUUAGCAGAUCGAGAGACAUUCUCAUCUAGGUUUAAAAAAAUGAAAAUUGAUGACAUAAGGAAUAUCCUUUGGAGAAAGAAGAGUUAAGGAUAUGGCCGCUACACGUACUGCUGAAGGAAGCUAAAAAAAGAGGAGACUGUCGUGGACGUGGGUGGCUGGCUGCCUGGAGUUGCCGGCUGCACCGGACUGGAAUGGCUGGCUCCCUAGAGUGGCCUCUGCACCAGACUGGAGUGGCUGGCUGCCUGGAGUGGCCGGCUGCACCGGACUGGAGUGGCUGGCUCCCUAGAGUGGCCUCUGCACCAGACUGGAGUGGCUGGCUGCCUGGAGUGGCCGGCUGCACCGGACUGGAGUGGCUGGCUCCCUAGAGUGGCCUCUGCACCAGACUGGAGUGGCUGGCUGCCUAGAGUGGCCUCUGCACCGGACUGGAGUGGCCGGCUGCACCGGACUGGAGUGGCCGGCUGCCUAGAGUGGCCAGCUGCACCGGCCUGGAGUGGCUGGCUGCCUGGAGUGGCCGGCUGCUCCGGACUGGAGUGGCUGGCUGCCUGGAGUGGCCGGCUGCUCCGGACUGGAGUGGCUGGCUGCACCGGACUGGAGUGGCCGGCUGCACCGGACUGGAGUGGCCAGCUGCCUAGAGUGGCCAGCUGCACCGGACUGGAGUGGCAGGCUGCCUGGAGUGGCCGUCUGCUCCGGACUGGAGUGGCUGGCUGCCUGGAGUGGCCGGCUGCCUGGAGUGGAGUGGCCGGCUGCACCGGACUGGAGUGGCCGGCUGCACCGGACUGGAGUGGCCGGCUGCACCGGACUGGAGUGGCCGGCUGCACCGGACUGGAGUGGCCGGCUGCCUAGAGUGGCCAGCUGCACCGGACUGGAGUGGCUGGCUGCCUGGAGUGGCCGGCUGCUCCGGACUGGAGUGGCUGGCUGCCUGGAGUGGCCGGCUGCACCGGACUGGAGUGGCCGGCUGCACCGGACUGGAGUGGCCGGCUGCACCGGACUGGAGUGGCCGGCUAUACCGGACUGGAGUGGCCGGCUGCCUGGAGUGGCCGGCUGCUCCGGACUGGAGUGGUCGGCUGCCUAGAGUGGCUGGCUGCACCGGACUGGAGUGGCUGGCUGCACCGGACUGGAGUGGCCCGCUGCCUAGAGUGGCUGCACCGACCACUGUUUGCCACAAAACAGGAACAUCACACAUUUGACCUGAAACAACUGCAAACCAAGAUAUGAAUUCAAAUCUUUAAUGAAGAAUCGUAUCCCUUGUGAAGUGUUACAUUCCUCUAAUAAUAAAUGCUAUUAUUGUACAUCA
Messenger RNA from Triplophysa dalaica, 3151 nucleotides. Its product is annotated as putative protein FAM47C. The coding region runs from base 538 to 1944 and encodes 468 amino acids. The record is from RefSeq and is a predicted model, not a curated record. Lineage: Eukaryota; Metazoa; Chordata; Actinopteri; Cypriniformes; Nemacheilidae. The transcript is spliced from 13 exons.